GCUUGUCAUUGCGCCUAUUUGGGGAAGAGAAGCUGCGCCUCCUUGCUCCGUUUUCCUUUCUAUUCUUUUUUAUUUCUCCUACAGCAUCCUCCUCAGAUUGCCUCCGUGACAGAGGCACAGAGAGAACAAGCAGCAGAGACUUGUAGGACAUUUGGAAGUUUUUUAAUUUGAAAACAAAAACAAUAGAAGACGGGACAAAGAUGCAUAAUUAUUGGAAAGAAACUGUCCAAUCUUUGCUUUUUGCAAUCCUGGCGUGUCUCCUUGUGACCCCAGCGGUGAGUGCAGAUGGUCGAGUGUUUGUGUUGGACCAGAGGAAUUUGUCUGGACUUCAUGGCUUCAGAGAUGCUCAGCAAGCGUGUUCCUCCCAACACGCCCGCCUGGCAGCAGUGGAGGAGCUCCAUCACGCCGUGGCCGAGUGCUUCUUCUCCGAGUGCACCCGUGGGUGGCUCCAUGGAGGCGCAGUGGGGACCACGGUGUGUAAUGCUGAAGGCAGCUCACUGAAAACGGUGAAGGUGAGGGUAGAAAACGCUACAGAAGAUGCUGCACACCUGAGAGCCUUCUGCAUCAAAGACAAAGCGGAGGCAUGUGGAGACCCUCCAUCCUUUCCCAACGCUCAUCUACAGGAGCAGUCUGGCUCUGAGAUGGGAGACGAGCUGCUGUACAAGUGCGUGCCCGGUUAUGUGAUGCCAACUGGACACGCUGCCUUCAGCCUGCUGUGUGACAGCUGUGGGGAGUGGUACGGAGCGGUGCAGAUCUGCAUCAAAGAUGAUACUGUUAGCCAAGUAGACUACGAGGACAAAUUUGAAGAUUCCUACGAACAUACGGAUCGUAGCCAUGAAAGCUCAGAGAAGGAUCAUGAUGAGUUGUACGAGGAGGUGUUCGGAGGUGCGCCACAAGACGGAAAGAGCAGCCUGAAGGAGCAAGAGACAAGAUUCAGGUUCAGCGUGGAGGAGAAUCAAGACCUGCAGAAGGAACAUGAAAUGGGAGGAAUGGUGAUCGAUAACAAAAGACUGUUUCAAGGAGGUGUUGACCAAGUUAAUAACGAGGAGAAGGAGAGGAGCAAGGUGGUUGGGACUGAUGCAGCCGCAACUACAGAGGAGCCUGUCUCACUUCUCUCCCAAAAACAUCUUUUCUGGUUCCCCUCUGAAGCCUUCCAGGAGAAGGGACUUUCCUUCUCCACAGACUCUGUUACACAAACAACACAAAGAGUCUCUGGCUCCCAAUCCCAGGAGAGCAAAGAAAACGAGAGCCUGGAAAGGCACCGCCUCUCACCCCAACUUGAUGUUGAUGAUCGUGAUGAUGGGCAAGACAGAUUUGAGGAUCAUGACGACAGUCGCCAUGAUGAGGACCAGGACGACCCUGAUGACCACAACGACCGGGAUGAUCCUGAAGACCAGCAUGACCACGACGACCAUGAUGACCACGACGACCAAGAUGAUCUCGACGACCAUGAUGACCAUCAUACUGAUGAUCCAGGUGAUGUUGAUAGUCGCCAAGAAGACGAUGACCUUUUGAAGCACAAAGGUCAGCCUCAUGAUUUCGAUAGACGGGAUCGUCACAAAGAUCGUGAUGAUCACGAUGACCAUCAUGACAUGGGCGAGCAUGAAGAAGACAAAGAUCGUGUUCACUAUGGCACACGGGAGUAUGACGAUCAAGACAAUGCACACGAUGAACACCACAGUCACGAAGAUCGUGAUGAUGAAACAGAGGAUCAAAGGAACAAAAAUGGAGAAGAUGUCGAUGUAUCUGAGGAACAUCCAGAAGAUGACGACCACGAUGAUGAUGACCAUCGUGAUACCCACGAUGAUCUGAAAGACAAAUACGAUGACAGCUAUGAUGACUUUGAUAGUCACGAAGACGAUGAUGGUCCCAUGCAUGCAAUCUUUUCUAUAGCCAAGGAGGGGUGGCCAAACAUCACCCAGAGGGGGACAGGAGGUAAGACCACCAAAGGUCAGACAUGGCUGGAUGGGUACCCUGUUCAAGAUGCGGAAAUUAGUGAUUCAACAAAAAAGCCUCCAAGAUCAGAGGAUGGUAAGACAACAGAAAAACCCAACGAGGUGGAAGUCCGAAGACAAGUUCCUCACACCAGCUCAUCAGACAAGGUUUAUUCUCCCACUAUGGCACCUGACCAAGAGGUGGUGAAGAAGGUGAGACCAGGGAUCAGGACCCCAGGCACCUCUCACGACCAGUUAGAGCAUUCAGACUCUCCCUCAUACUCAGACACCUUGGACUACGACACCCAACAGGUAGCCCCCACCCACUCCUGGCUGGACGAACUCACCGAGCACCCGUUCCUCGAUCACGGCCCGGCUCCUCCAGCGCACAACAGCGACAUCUUCACCGGCGCGAUGGGGGAACACGCUGUGCAUAACCUGCCCGGUGAGAUGGGCGAGGUGGAAGGAGAGAUGGGGGAGGCCAUGUGCGUGGGAGAACACUGUCCCCCCCACCCGCCGAAAUCAGCCAGUCGAGGUCCCACUGUGGCGGCCAUAAUCGUGGUGAUGUGUGCCGUUGCCAUGGCAGUCAUCUUCGGGGUGUGGUGUUACCGGCGGCAACAGCAGAAGAGUUCGAUAUAUGAGAUGAACGAGAAGGGCCCAGCUCAAACUAGACCAGGACAGCAGAUAGAGAUGCAGCAGAAGGUGUGAUGAGGUCAGCGAUGAAGGACAGAGACAGUCAGAUGAAGAUGUGAGGGAUGUCACGUCGUCACAUCUUGUUGGACACUUCCACAUGGAGGGAGGAUUACGGAUGAAUAUGGACUUGUUACAGCUCCACGUGGUAGAGUCCACAAAAAUACUGUGACACACGAAGACUUGUUACUGAAAAUCACGUGAAACCAGAGGACAACAAAUCCCUAAACCUGCUGUCCCUCUCUUGUCCCUGACCUUCGGUUUAAACUGUCUCCACAUUUAGCUGGACACACCAAUGAGCUUUAGUCCCAGAAACUGGAAACAAAUCCCAGCAACACAAGACCUACUUUGAAAAGAGACUGAAACUCUGAAGGGUCUUGGACAUCUUGGUUUCUGUGUUGCCUUAACUAGAUGAGACUAAUAACGUUUAACAGACUCCUGGUUAGACAGAAGUGAGCCCAACAAGUCAAGAAUACGUUAGACAUAGUGUUGCCAUGGUACCAGAGAAAUAACAAGCUUAUAGUUUUUUCUAGAUUUGUGACAUUCGUGCCUGACAAUUUCAGUGAAAUUUACUUUUUUUUAGAGGGCAAACAGAACUCUGGUGUCAUAAAUAUACGUAAUAAAGAGAUUUUACAUGCAAAUACUAAUAGGUGUGGUGCUUAGGGUUCUAUAAUCGAGUUUUCAACCAGCAAUUAAAAGGUGACUAAAUGCCAGAUAAGCAUUUAAAUACCAAAUGUUACAUUUUGCACCUGAAUGUAAGUUUUUAUUGGCUUUGGUGACACAUAUGCAAGCAAAAAUUCCUAAUAUGGUCAUAUUUUGUUUUUACCCAACUAUAAUCCCGUGUCUGUGGGAUCAAACAUUACUCGUUUUUAUGCUGAUGAUCCUUUUUUGUGUUUGGAGCAGAACCAGUUUGAAAAGUCCACUAAGGUUUGUUCAUGUUGGCCUAAAGCCUUGAAAUUAGAUUGAGAAAAAGGGUUUUCAGGGUUCAUACAAUGGUGAAAAAAGGGAGGUUUUAUUUUUAAUAAUCAUUUAAGAAAAUUUUAUUACUUGCGGAAGAAAAAAGCCCAAAAAUUGAUGCUUUGCUUUAAAUCACAAAAAAAAAAAAUGUUAUCUCAUAUUUCUUUGGUCAUUAACAUAAAACAAUUUGAUUUUCUCCUAAAACCUUUCAUAAAUAUUAGUGAUUGUGUGAUAUUUUACCUAGAACUAAAAGUCACUUAAAUGCUCUACUUAAAUCUGAUUUUCUUCUUUGUUCUAGUUUGAUUCUGUGGUAUUUGUCUUUUAUUUUUCUAUUCUUACAUUUUGAACUCUGUAAUAAAUGUAAAUAAACCCAAAUGCCUAGAAGAGUUUCAAUCCUACUAUCAGAGCCUAUUAUUAUAGUUAUUAGAGAAAUAACUACUUAUUACUAAUCACUGUUAAUAGCCAUUUUUAGAUCAAAAACGUUAGAAAAGUCAAUGUUGUUUCCAUUGUUAGCUCUUGCUUUUACACACGUAAAUAUAUGCUACAUAUUACUGUUAUUUCAAGUUUAAAUCAGAAAACUAUAAAUAUUUUAUCAAUUUCCAGGCAAUUUCCAGACAGGCAUCAAAUGUGCUCAAGUUUGUUUUAAUCUGACACUGAUAAAUUCCAUUUUUCACCUGGUCAGUGAAAGCACCACAGCUGAAUUUCCUUUCAUAUGAUUCACUUUAAUGUUUUGAGGUAUACCACAAAAUUAUAAAUACAUUUUUAAUUAUUGUGUUUUUAUGUAAGAAAUAAUUCCAGCGACACAGAAAUAUUUAUUAACAACAUACAGUCAACUUUUUACAUACUGUAUCUGUGUGUCAUUAAAGAGCAAGUCACCCCCUACCAGUCUAACUCCACUCCCACUUCAUGUUUGAAAAACGCAACACAUUCUGUUGCCUGGCAGACCGAGAGGGCGGAGCUGCUAAGAAAUACACACACACAGGCUCACGACAGCAUUGUGACAUCAUAAUGUACCAGUUUACAUCAUAGCAUACCUCUUAGCCAAUAGCGGUGGCAGAUUUAAAUUAAAAUACAGUGCAGUUUUUACCUGACAACGGCACAACACUGCCAGUUUUAGGCAGAAUAUGUAAAUUUUAACUAAGAUGCACUGAAGUGCCAAAUUAUUGACGACACGAGUCUGCAGCACGAUUAGACACUCGUUUAUUUAGUUUAUCAGCAAAAAUAAAAGUUUAUUUGGGGGUGACUUUCUCUUUAAUCAUCUUAAAAAGGUAACAGGUCUUUUUUUAUUAUUAAUUGGUCCAUUUUCAGCUAAAAUACCAGGGGCCUCAUUUAUCAAGCUUGCUUACGCACAAAACAGGUUCAGAAAACUGCAUAAUCAAUUUCCCUCUGGGAUUACUAAAGUAUUUUUGUAAGCAACUUUCCACGCAAACUUUGGGAUUUAUGAAAGAAAACUUAGCGGAAAAAUGUUUGCAACUUUAAGUUGACUAAGGACCUGGAUAACGCACAUGUUGGACAUGGAGAGCACCUGCAGUGCUGCUGCUUAGAAGAUAAAAUUAUGAAAUCCUGCAGCAUUAUCACUUGUACUGCUUCGUUUUCACACAGAGCAAGACCCCCCACACACACGCACAUGCAAACACACACACAUGUGCGCACACUCACACACAUGUGCGCACACAACGCCUGAAGCGUAGAGUAUGGAAUGCCGAAUAUCAGCAGGGUGACAGACUGAGACAGAAUCUCAUGCGUCUGUGACAGUGGUCACUGUGACCCGAUUGAUCAUCCGCCCUGGUUACUUGGACAGUGGAGAUCUCUUGUUUGGCUGACCAGUUAGCGCACGUGGUUUUCACCUGGGAGUCUGGGGAUCAAAUCCUGAUUGGACCAUUCUUUUUUAUCCGCCACAGAUCUCUCAGAAGAACUCACAGCAUUGACGGCUUCAGCAACGCUGUGCCACUCCGUGGAUUUUCUCUUAUUUGUUUUGCAAAAGCACUUCCUUUCAUUUCUCCACCUCACCCACAGGUACCUCAAUUUCUGCUUCUGUGAAAUUGAUCUUCCUUGAUCUACCUUGAUCUACGGUCGCCAUGUCAUUGGUGGAGCGCUGCAACAUCCGGCUUAUGUAUAUGCAUGAGAUCCACAAGGCACUUUGCAUUGGCUAUUUAUGGCAGUAAGUGGGCGUGGUGAGGGCGGGAUGUGACUAAAAUGCAGCUGAGAACCUUUCUAGAUAGUCUCCGAUUUAUGAAGCGGAGAUUGCGUGCAGCUGUGCGUACUCCAUGUUUGAUAGAUCACAAAACUACUUGGCGUAAGUACAUUUUUUUGCUGAGCUUAAGUACGGUUUUAGUAAGGAUUCUACGCAAUGUUUGAUAAAUGAGACCCCAGUUUUGUUUUAUUUAUGCCGACCAGUGAUGUGCUGAAAUAAAGAAAUAAAAACUAAUAAAUGUGUUUUCUAAGAUUCAAUAAACGUUUAAAAGCUG
Molecule: messenger RNA, 6049 nt
Organism: Nothobranchius furzeri (turquoise killifish)
Lineage: Eukaryota; Metazoa; Chordata; Actinopteri; Cyprinodontiformes; Nothobranchiidae
Gene: susd5
Product: sushi domain containing 5
Biological process (GO): cell adhesion; Notch signaling pathway
Molecular function (GO): hyaluronic acid binding
Source: RefSeq, a predicted model, not a curated record